Messenger RNA from Symbiodinium pilosum, 1698 nucleotides. NCBI's taxonomy places the organism in Eukaryota, Dinophyceae, Suessiales, Symbiodiniaceae. The record is from the annotation of a GenBank genome assembly.
AUGGAUGUACCCCAAGGUGUGCAGGAUGCUGUCAACCAGGUGUUGCAAGCAGAGGGCAUGCCCACCUUGAGCCAGUGGAAUGCUGUGCUUUCCAUUUUGGAAAAGCAUGGCUUGGCUUGGAAGCAAAUGCUGACAGCAUGCAGCUUGCUGGUGCAUCCUAUGAACCGAGCAGGGAUGGGAGUCAAUAGCUUUGCUGUCCAUAGCAAAGGAGCUUCUCUCCAUCAGACUGGCUUUGAUGCUCAGCAUUUGCAUAGCAGCACACGCUUUGAGCUGGCUCAGGAUGCUUCUGUUCGACAGAACCAGGUGGCCUUCAACCACGUGCUUGUGCAGCAGUCCAAUGGACUUUUGGCCCCCAUCAAUUCGAAGGAAAGGUAUCUGUCAGUAAGCAGUGGGCAUUUGUCACAAUUUGUGAAGGCUGCAUUAGCUGAGUGCUCCACCAACCAGAAGGGUCUCCAAGACUCUGGCGGUAGGUUAAACAAGCAGACCCUUUCCAGAGACCCUGAACUCAAGAAACUUUUGGAAAGUGGAUGGGAGUGGACUGUCGUAAGCUGGAAAGCCGAAUCCACAUGGCCCCUGCUUCCAAGCCUUGCUGAAAAAGCAUUGAAUGCUAGCAACUCGGCUUUUACUGCCCAGAACGAGGUAGAGUUCUUGCUGCAGCUUUUCCAGCUGGCACAGCAGCAGAAGGGUGCCAAUCUGCAAGAGCUGGCAAGACAGCUUGGCCAGGAAAGCCCACUCAGCAGCUACAGCUCUGAUAUGGGCAAAUGGGUGGAGAUGUUCAGUGGUCAGGGCGAUUUCCUAAAAUUCUUAGGUCCGUUUUCGCAAGAAUUCGGAGAUGGGGUCAAUCUCGGCCAGGAGUUUUGGGCUGCAGUUGCAGGCCCUUUGCAAGCACAGCUGCCUAUGAUUAGGCUUGCUAUGUUGGCGAGCAACUACACGGCACCCCAAAGCAAAAUAGCCAACGGCUUAGCCAGGCUCAUUGUCAGAGCAGACUUCGACAAGCUAAAGAACAGCAAGGUCAAGACUGCAGCGGACAAAGCUGAGAAUGGCUUGUUCCAGGCUUGGUCGAAAGUCGCAACCUUGCUGCCUGAUUUGGGAGCUGCAAGGGCUUUCGGGAUGCUCUGCAUAAGGUGCAUACUGCAUCUGCUGGGCAAAGAGAAAAUGGGCAGAGAAGCCAGGAUCUUCAAGACAGUUGAAGAGAUCUUCCUACUGUUCGAGGAUGACUUGAAUGGUUGUGGGGCAGCAGCUUCCAGUUCCACUUCUGCUCGCAGCAAACCUGCUGCUGGGACAGCCAUGGUGGCUCUGGGCGAAGCUUACGACCCUUUGUGGCUUGCACAGCAGAAGAUUGAGCUGAAGAUUGGGAACAUCUACCAGCGCAAGGACCAGCUCUGGAGGCUCUUGGCCCUGGACAAGGACAAGCUUUGCUUUGAGGCUGCCAGCUUGUUUGCAGAAGGGGAGAUGGAGCUGGCAACUGCUGAUUGCCACAAAGAGCUGAAGCUUCACAAAGGGCCAGUUCCUAGCAUUUUGGGAAAGCAGGCUGCUGCUUCCAGGAUGCCUUCCACCCUGUGUACAGCUGAGCAGAAGCAAGCCAGUUUGUUCCUUUCUUUGCUUAAAGCAGCCCCUAAGCUAGAGCCCAAAGGGCUGUGGGAGCUUGUGGGCAUUGAGUCUGCCUCAAAGAAGCUUAGCUCACACUGGUCCCUGUGA